AUGGCUGAAGGAGAGGAGGAUUUUUCGUCUCUGCCAUUGCCGGACCGAUUUACGCACAAGGCCUGGAAAGUAAGAAAGGAGGGCUACGAAGAUGCCAGAAAACAAUUCGAAGUUACAGCCGAUGAAUCGGAUCCCGUUUUCACACCGUUCACACAAGACCCGAGUUUAUGGAAAGGCGCCGUUGCGGAUUCAAACGUUGCUGCCCAACAAGAAGGUCUCGGGUCUUAUUGUUCGUUUUUGAAGUUCGGUGGAACUCAAGCUUGUACUAGAACUCGCGGCUACACAGUUUUCCCUAUCGUUGAAAAGGGUCUUCCGUCAGCAAGACCCGCAGCAAAGACCAAUGCGCUCGAGGCCCUUUUACUAUGCGUGGAGAUGGAUAAGGCGGAUCCUGUGAUCGAAGAAAUGAUACCCGGAUUGUCACACAAAGUUCCCAAAGUUAUCGCCGCGACGCUGGUGGGACUGCGAAACAUUUACCAUAAUUUUGGCUGCAAAAUUGUCGACCCUAAGCCGGUACUAAAGGCGUUGCCGAAAGUUUUUGGCCACGCGGAUAAGAAUGUCCGUGCCGAGGCGCAGAAUCUCACGGUGGAAUUGUAUCGGUGGCUGAGAGAAGCUAUCAAGCCUCUCUUCUGGGCAGAUCUGAAACCCGUGCAGCAAACGGAUCUGGACAAACUGUUCGAGAACGUCAAGCAAGAGCCGUCACCGAAACAAGAGCGGCUGACGAAAGCACAGCAAGAUGCGAUGGCAGUCGCCAGUUCUGCCCCCGAGGGCGGCGAAGUCGGUGAAGAGGCGGAAGAGUUCGAAGAAGACGGUGGCGAAGUCGAUGCAUUUGAUCUAGCAGAGCCCGUCGAUGUGUUGUCAAAGGUCCCCGGUGACUUCUUGGACCAGGUGGCGUCGUCGAAGUGGAAGGAAAGGAAGGAUGCCGUGGACGCGCUCCAUGGGGUUCUGAACGUGCCCAAAAUCAAGGACGGCCCCUUCAAUGACAUAGUUCAGGCAUUGGCUAAGUGCAUGAAAGACGCCAACAUCGCAGUCGUGACCGCGGCAGCCAACUGUAUUGAUUUACUCGCAAAAGGUCUUCGCAGCAGCUUCGGCAAACACCGCUCGGUGGUGAUGCCGCCUAUGAUGGAGCGUUUGAAGGAAAAGAAACAGAGUGUGGCAGAUGCGCUUGGUGGAGCUUUGGAUUCUGUCUUUCUAUCCACCAACCUGUCGGACUGCCUCGAGGAAAUUCUUGAGUUUCUGAAGCACAAAAACCCGCAGGUGAAGCAGGAGACACUCAAAUUCCUGAUUCGCUGCCUUCGUACCACCAGAGACGUUCCCGCCAAAGCAGAAGUGAAGUCGAUUGCAGAGGCAGGCACUAAGCUUCUAACAGAUUCCAGUGAGGUGAACCGUGCGGGAGGAGCAGAGGUACUCGGUACUUUGAUGAAGAUUAUGGGCGAGCGAGCUAUGAACCCUUACCUUGAUGGACUUGAUGAUAUCCGCAAGACAAAGAUCAAGGAAUUCUUUGAUACCGCUGAAGUCAAGGCCAAAGAGCGACCUAAGCCCGUCGCUGCGCCGCCAAAGGCUGCCCCCGCAGCUGGAAAGAAGGUAGUUGGCGGCAGGAAGCCAGCGUUGGGAAUGAAGAAACCUGCUGCGGCUGCUGCACCGCCCCCUGCCGAAGAUCCUCCAAUUAUUCCUCCCUCUCCCGCCAAACCGGCCACCAGAUCUAUCCCGUCAAAAUUAGGCGCCGCAAGGCCUGGCGGUCUCCCGACGCCUGGGUCGGGCCUCAAAAAGAGGCUCGGCGGCCCCGGGGGGAUUGCAUCGCCGCAGGCACGACGAGUUGUUUCGCCACCGACAGAGGAACAACCACCCGCACCUGCUGCCCCAAAGUUUGGAAUCACCAGAGGACUUGCCGGACGCCCAAUCGCUAAACCCGCGGCUGCCAGUGAGCCUGCUCCGGCGCCGGCAGCUCCUCAGGUAAGCGGCAUGACCGCUGCUGAGCGCGCUGAACUGGAAGAGUUGCGUCUUGAGAAAGAGCGGUUUACCCGGACGGUUGAAGACUUGAAGUCCGAACGAACUACACUCAAUUCGCAAGUGACCGAGUUGCAAAACCAGAACGCUCAGCUGAUUGAAGACCACACGAGAGACGUUCUCGGAAUCAAGGCCAAAGAAACUCAGUUGGUGCGGGCACGGAGUGACGCAGAGACUGCUGAGCAAACCGUACAGAAACAGCAGCGAGAAAUCGAGCGCCUCAAGCGCGAGCUGGCAAGAGCUCUUCGCGCAAGUACCAUCAGCCCUCCCAACACGAUGUCCGACAGCAUGAGCCUGCCUGUUCCAGAUACCGACUCAGUAUACCAAGAUUCAGGCAACGGACACGGGCCCAUUUCCCGAGCUGGUUUGCAGCAUAUGGGAUCACGGUUUGACAGCUCCCGGCCACGAAGCUACGCAUCGGCUAGUCCUAGCGAAGAGAAGGAGAACAAUGGCCUCGAUUCGCCGGGACUCGGCAGCAGGGAUGGAGGUCUCGGCCGACGAAAACUGAGCCCUACAUUUGGAACGAGCUAUUCGGGGUUGGGCAGUCCGACUCGAUCGUCCAUCUUGAACUCGGGCAAUGCUUCUGGUGAAGAUCAACCUGCCCGAAGGACGGAACCUGCGGAGAACUGGAAGAGAGCAGCGGAGGUCACCACGCAACUCAAGGCACGGAUUGAACAAAUGAAGGCCAAACAAGGUCUCACGCGACCUCCUGCUCAACGUUAA
This is a messenger RNA of Aspergillus melleus, 2727 nucleotides long. RefSeq names its product putative spindle pole body component. The record is from RefSeq and is a predicted model, not a curated record. Gene Ontology annotation, biological process: mitotic spindle organization; establishment or maintenance of microtubule cytoskeleton polarity; microtubule polymerization. NCBI's taxonomy places the organism in Eukaryota, Fungi, Ascomycota, Eurotiomycetes, Eurotiales, Aspergillaceae. The coding region runs from base 1 to 2727 and encodes 908 amino acids. The transcript has 4 exons. Gene Ontology annotation, cellular component: centrosome; kinetochore; spindle pole body. Gene Ontology annotation, molecular function: microtubule plus end polymerase activity; microtubule plus-end binding.